This is a messenger RNA of Spea bombifrons (plains spadefoot toad), 1972 nucleotides long. RefSeq names its product autophagy related 16 like 2 (gene ATG16L2). Gene Ontology annotation, biological process: negative stranded viral RNA replication; autophagosome assembly. The transcript is spliced from 17 exons. Gene Ontology annotation, molecular function: protein binding. The coding region runs from base 165 to 1790 and encodes 541 amino acids. Gene Ontology annotation, cellular component: autophagosome membrane. Lineage: Eukaryota; Metazoa; Chordata; Amphibia; Anura; Pelobatidae. The record is from RefSeq and is a predicted model, not a curated record.
GCACAUAUUUUUAAAGGGACCUCUGCAAUUUUAUGCAUUAAAGUACCGGGCGUCUCUUUAAGGGCUUAUUGCAUAUCCUAUAAUGACUCGGAUACAGUCGAGGUCCGGUAUAAGUGCGUAUAGCGUUGGUGCGGAUCGAGGGUACCGUGAUAACAGCCCGCCCUAUGGCCCAUGUCAUUGAAAAACCUUUGGCUUGCAGGAUCCCCUCUGACGUCUCGGGACAUCAAUGUGCGACGGAGGAUGCCCACCCGCAAAUGGAAAUUGAGGAGCUCGAAAACUACAACGGAGAAUUGGCCUAUGAAGCUUGCACUCUAAAGAAGCAGGUACUGGAGCGGGACAAUAAGCUGAAGCAGCAGAGUUGCAGUAUAAAGGAACUCCAGGAGGACGUGGAGGCGCGCUGCGCCCAGCGGGACUGUCUGUCGGAGGAGGCGCGGGUCACUGAGAUCUCCAACCGGGAGCUGAAGGAGAAGUACGAUGACCUCCUACUCCGCAGCCAGGGCCUGGAGGAGACGCUGCGGGAAGAGGAGCUCAAGCAGCGGGAUCUCAUCGAGACCAUGACCAAGCAGAAGGCCCUGGAGGCCGAGAACCAGAACCAAGUUAACGAGAGGAUAAAAAUAGAUAUUUGGAGGCAUCACUGCAAGAAGGCUUUGAGGAAAACCGUGAGCGCUGAGAGUGACGUCGGGUCCCACGAGCACAGGAGUCCGGAUCUAACGGAUUCCCCGGAGGGCGAUAAGAAACCAAACAGGAGAUUUCGGUCUCAGUCCAUUCCCCUGGGGCCCUCCAAGAUCCUCAGCGCACUUAGAAGUUUCUUUGACUUUAAUACCAGAAAGGUGCAGGGGGACUCGUCCGGCCCUGAGGACUGGCAUCACUCUCCUACCGUCUGUGUGAUUUGCUGUCUACCCCAACGAGCGCUCUGCAACAAGGAGGUUCACGAUUCUGAAGUUCACGCCGUCAAGUUUUGUCCCAACUCGAGGGUUGUGGCCACCGGAGGCGCUGACCGAGUUGUUAAGCUGUGGGAAGUCACAGGAGGAACGUUACAGGAGCUCCAGACCCUGGAAGGGAGUCACGGGGGGAUCACGAGCAUAGAGUUUGAUACUUCUGGUCAUCAUAUUCUCGCGGCGUCGUUUGAUGGGGCGGCUCAUCUCUGGAAAACGGACAGCAAAGCCAACGACUCUCUCACGGGGCAUAAGGGAAAAGUGACAGCAGCGAAGUUCAAGAUGUGCCCCCAUCGGGCCGUCACCAGCAGCAUGGACCGGACAGUGAAGGAGUGGGACCUGCAGAAAGUGGCCUGUAUCAGGAGUAUCUCCGUGUCCUCUUACUGCAGCGACGUGGUCUGCUUGGACACCAUCAUCAUCAGUGGCCACCACGACCGGAAGAUACGGUUCUGGGACAGUAGGUCUGAAUGCUGCAUCAGGGAGGUGACUCUGGAGGAGAAGAUAACGUCCCUUUUCUUGGGCCAGGACCAGACCCAACUCCUCAGCUGCUCCCGCGAUGACGCGCUCAGCCUGAUCGACCUUCGCACCGGGAACGUCCACCGGGUUCUCAGAGCUGAUGGAUUUAAAUGUGGGUGCGACUGGACCAAGGCCAUAUUGAGCCCCGAUGGAAGCUACGCCAUUGCCGGUUCUGCAGAUGGGACCAUCUUCAUAUGGAACACACAAACCGGGCUACUGGAGCGGAGUCUGAACGGACAGCACAGUGCUCCGGUGAGUGCCAUCACGUGGUCCGCAUCCGGGGACUACGUGGUUAGCGUCGACCGAGGAAAGAAGGCUGUCCUGUGGAGUGAAUUCUGAUUUAUUUAAGGACUUUCCAGGAGUCCCUUCACCUUCUUUGCAGUGACACGGGGGCCCCUAUGGCGGGUUGGAGUGCUAGCUCUUCAGGUUCUCAAUCCCUGACCUCGCCGCUUUAGAUCAGAUUGUUUUGUGGACAAUGAAGCAUUUACCUCCAGCCAAAGAUCUGAAGUCGGAGACCUCCC